Callithrix jacchus (white-tufted-ear marmoset) is the source of this 12994-nucleotide messenger RNA. It is a transcript of the gene NTSR1, whose product is annotated as neurotensin receptor 1. Gene Ontology annotation, biological process: neuropeptide signaling pathway. Lineage: Eukaryota; Metazoa; Chordata; Mammalia; Primates; Cebidae. Gene Ontology annotation, cellular component: plasma membrane. The record is from RefSeq and is a predicted model, not a curated record. Gene Ontology annotation, molecular function: G protein-coupled neurotensin receptor activity.
CCAUGCGUGCCCAUGACGCCAGAUUUUAAAAGGAAUUGCAAGAAAUGUAAUCUCCAGUGGUCCUAGAGUCCUCCUGGCACCCAGCUUCUGGCACCCUGUGGACACCCAGAAGUGGGGGGUGGCCCAGUCAGCUGUGCAGCCGCCCAGCCCUAUCAGCGGGAGCUUCCUCUUUCCCUGCCCUCCGAUACACCCUCACUGGCACUGAGCGAGCCCGGGUAGGGGGAGGUGCACAGUUCCCUUCCUGUGGGGAGCGAGAAAUUGCGGAGAACAGGGAGGAGGGUGGCGAGAAGGGUCAGGUGCACGGUACCGGCCGCACCCGCCCGGAAUUCUGAUUCCCUGGAGCGCUCACCCAGCUCGCACUGUCCCAGGGGAGUGCCAGUGGGGGGGGGGUGACUCUCCAGGAUGCACCCGGGCGGGAUGGGGAUGGCUGCGGAGGCUGCCUCCCUCCUCCUCCGCCCCCCAUUGUUGGGCGCGGCGCGCGGCCUCGGGCUCCAUGGAGACGUGCACAGCCGGGAGGGCGGGGACGCGGCGGGAGGUGUGCGGGGUCCGGGGGCGCGGAGAGCGCGAGGGAGGAGAUUGGGAGCGGCGGAGGGAGCGCGCCGGGGCAGCCUUGCGUGCGCUCCUCCCGGCGCCAGCAGCCCGCCCUGUGCAGCCCAAAUCGGUCCGGAGGCUGCCUCCCGGGGGCCUGGGGAUCCGCGGGGUUUGGAGAUCCGAGACAGCGCGGAGCCGGCGACCAGCACCGAGCCUGGAGACAGCCUGAGGAACCUCAAGGUCUGGAGCCGGGAGUCCGGAGGAACGCGGAGCCCGAGGCUGCGCGUCUGGGUCUGCGCUUCCCGGCUGGACGGCGCGCCCGCUGUCUUCGCCCCGAGCCCUCCCCUGGGCUCCCUCUCCUGGGUCCCCGCCGGAGGCGCGCCCACUCCGCCCGGACUUCCAGCCCCGGAGGCGCGGGACAGAGCCUCGGACCCCGCCUCCCGAUGCACCUCAACAGCUCCACGCCAGGGGUCCCGGGCGCACCGGCCGCCGACCCCUUCCAGCGGGCGCAGGCGGGACUGGAGGCGGCACUCCGGGCCCCGGGCUUCGGCAACGGCUCGGGCAACGCGUCGGAGCGUGUCCUGGAGGCGCCCAGCAGCCAUCUGGACGUGAACACCGACAUCUACUCCAAGGCGCUGGUAACCGCCGUGUACCUGGCGCUCUUCGCGGUGGGCACGGUGGGCAACGCAGUGACGGCAUUCACACUGGCGCGGAAGAAGUCGCUGCAGAGCCUGCAGAGCACCGUGCACUACCACCUGGGCAGCCUGGCGCUGUCGGACCUGCUCACGCUGCUGCUGGCGAUGCCCGUGGAGCUGUACAACUUCAUCUGGGUGCACCACCCCUGGGCCUUCGGUGACGCUGGCUGCCGCGGCUACUACUUCGUGCGCGACGCCUGCACCUACGCCACCGCCCUCAACGUGGCCAGCCUGAGCGUGGAGCGCUACCUGGCCAUCUGCCACCCCUUCAAGGCCAAGACCCUCAUGUCCCGAAGCCGCACCAAGAAGUUCAUCAGCGCCAUCUGGCUGGCCUCGGGCCUGCUGGCGGUGCCCAUGCUGUUCACCAUGGGCCAGCAGAACCGCAGCGCCGAUGGCCAGCACCCUGGGGGCCUGGUGUGCACGCCCACCAUCCACACGGCCACGGUCAAGACUGUCAUCCAGGUCAACACCUUCAUGUCCUUCAUAUUCCCCAUGGUGGUCAUCUCCGUCCUGAACACCAUCAUUGCCAACAAGCUGACAGUCAUGGUCCGCCAGGCGGCUGAGCAGGGCCAGGUGUGCACGGUGGGGGACCAGCACAGCACAUUCAGCAUGGCCAUCGAGCCCGGCAGGGUCCAGGCCCUGCGGCAUGGUGUACACGUCCUACGUGCAGUGGUCAUUGCCUUUGUGGUCUGCUGGCUGCCCUAUCACGUGCGGCGCCUCAUGUUCUGCUACAUUUCGGAUGAGCAGUGGACUCCGUUUCUCUAUGACUUCUAUCACUACUUCUACAUGGUUACCAACGUGCUCUUCUACGUCAGCUCCACCAUCAACCCCAUCCUGUACAACCUCGUCUCCGCCAACUUCCGCCACAUCUUCCUGGCCACGCUGGCCUGCCUCUGCCCCAUGUGGCCUCGAAGGAGGAAGAGACCGGCCUUCUUGAGGAAGGCCAACAGCAUGUCCAGCAACCACACCCUCUCCAGCAAUGCCACCCGCGAGACGCUGUACUAGGCUCUGCUCCGGGGGCAGUGGCCAGGAGGAGCCCGGCCAUGGGUCCUUGCCCCCAACAGAGCAGCCCCCACUGGGGAGCCUUAAUCGGGGUCAGGCAGAGGCCAGCCAGUGCUGGAGUCUGAGGCCUGGAACCCCCUCCCACCCCCAGCCCCCAUUUCCCAUUUCUCAUCCGUGUCUCCUGGGCCGGUCCCCUGGGCCUUUCCCCAACCCCUCCCCCAUCUCCUCUGAAAGCCAGAACUAGAGAGUGCUCCUCUCCCACAUCAGAAAAGGGCCUCUAACGAGGAGAAAUUAGUGUGCCACAAAAGGCGGUUUUCUUUGUUCCCAGACUAAUGGAUGGUUCCAGAGAAGGAAAUGAAAGGUGCUGGGUGGAGCCAGGCCUUGGGCAGCUGAGCUGCUGUUCCCAUGCCCACAUCCGUGAGACCCUUUGUCUAGCUGGGGAGUCCCUCCCCCAUCCCCCAUCUGUGAGACCCACACCCCUCUGUCUAGCUGGGGAGUCCUGCCCCCAUCCCCCAUCUGUGAGACCCACACCCCUCUGUCUAGCUGGGGAGUCCUGCCCCCAUCCCCCAUCUGUGAGACCCAUACCCCUCUGUCUAGCUUGGGGAGUCCCUCCCCUGUCCCGCAUCUGUGAGACCUGCACCCCUCUGUCUAGCUGGGGGAUCCUGCACCCAUCCCCCAUUUGUGAGACCCGCACCCCUCUGUCUAGCUUGGGGAGUCCCUCCCCUGUUUCACAUCUGUGAGACCUGCACCCCUCUGUCUAGCUGGGGAGUCCUGCCCCCGUCCCGCAGGCUCCAUGGCUUUAGGCCUCUCUCGCCAACCCUGCCACUCAGACCCAUGCCCCACCUUCCCCAGGCAGUUCCAAGGAUGCUCCCUGACUCGCCCCUGUGGGCCUGGCCAGCUGGGGGCCCACAACUGGGGCCAGGGGGUCCCUCCCACCACCCUCGUCACAGGCAGCUGCAGCCCCCAGAGGGACCCAUGUGCCCAAAAAGGACAAAAAUGGGGUCAGCCUGGAAUUGCCCAGAGCCUGCCUCCCUUCCUGCCUCCUGUCCUCACCCAGGCCAAGGCCAGGAUACUGCAUGGGAGGAGGCUCAGGUCUCAGCCUCACGGUCUUCAGCUGUGGCCUCUGGGGCUGGGCAGAAGGGACGCCGGAUCAGGGGCCUGGCCUCCCGCACCCGCCCAGGUGGCCAUGGCCAGGAUGGGGUGCAGCCUUCAUGUGCUCUGCUUCUGGCUGUGCAGACUGAUGUCUGGCAGCCAGGCCUGGAGCUGGCUUCAAGGUGGGUGCCUGGAGAAGAGGAAUGUGGGACAGGGGCCAUGGUGCCUGGUCCCUGAGCAAGACACCAGGUCCCAGGGACUCAGGCCUCAGGUGAGAAGGGGAGCAGUGCACCCAGGCACCAUGGCCAGCAGCCCUGGACUGAGGCACAGACUCAUGUGUCACCCUCUGGCGACAGCAGCCCUGGCCCCAGCCUCCAGAUGGUUGGAAAGCUGGUGCCUCCCUGGUCUCUAGGAUCCAGGCUCCAUAGAGGACAAGGCUGGCCGGGCCCCUGGCUCGGGAAGGUUGCCUGAGCCCGAGAGAAGACAGUCCCAGGAGAAGCUGGCGGGGGAAGCCGGGAGCUGGGAGCCACAGAAAGCAAUGCUCAGCCAUUUCGAGGAUCUCCCUGUCUCAGAGCAGCCUCUGCCCAGGGGACGUGGGCUCUGAGCAGGCUGCCUGCAUAGCCCGUGGGGACUCCAGACUCAGUUUCCCCAUCUAUGAGAGUCUAAUGCUACAGUAUCUGCAGUGACUUGGAUCUGGCUGUUGAGUUGAUGGGUUACUUGAACCCCACAAAAUCCCUCUCCAACCACAGGACCCUUUGGCUCACCAAGACCGGGGCACAGGGAAUACCAGCCCAUUCACUGAGCUUUCUGCCAAACCUCGCCUCCCCACCCCGGAGGGCCACCAACCCCAGGAAGAUAGGGCCAGCACAGAGGGAGCUCACUCCCCAGCAGAGCUCCCAUGACACGGUCUGCUCUGGGUAGGGAAGCUUUGCCUUUGCCGCCAGCCAGGGGGUCCAGAGGUCAGCCCAACCCCUACCCCUGCUCGGGAGUGGGCUCAGAGUCUAGCAAAUGCUAAGGCCCCCUCAGGCCGGGCUCUGGACGAGGACAUGGACUCGAAGCCAGACACUGCAGCCUCAGACCCUCCUCUGGGGCUCCUUGACCUUGGGCCAUAAUUUUUGAGCCUCAGUUUCUUCAUCUAAGAGUGUGCGGUCAUUCUACCCUCUCAGCUGGAUGGUUCUGCCCUGGAGGAACCCUCCAGAAUAGGCAGAAUGGAUGGUACCUUGAGAGGGGGCAGACCCUCAGUAGACACAGGGUUUCCGGGGCGAGGUCUGUGGCUGCCACUGAAGCUGGCUUUUCCUGUUAGUGUCUUUACGCUCCUAUCUGCAUUUGCUGUGGAUAGGGAUACAUGUGCACACGCCACGGACACAGCCACUACACCCGAUCUCGCCUCAUUAGCUCGAGGCCAGGCUAUGAUGUGACCCCAGAAGCCAGCCCCACGUGCCAUGAGUGCAUUGGUCAUGGAGUCCGGAGCCCCUGAGCUGGCCCCCAGUGAUGAUGCAGCCCCCAGAGCUCAAACGCCCACCCCGGCCCCCGCUUUCUGCAGCUGACGAAAACCCCUGUAUCUCUCAGUAAAGGUGGCCAAGGGCCCUCCAUGUGGACUCGAGUGUUGAGGGCCUGCAUGUGCCCACCCACUCAGUCACUCACUCACUCAGUCACUCAGUCACUCACUCAGUCACUCACUCACUCACUCACUCACUCACUCACUCACUCACUCACUCACUCAUUCACUCACUCAGUCACUCAGUCACUCAGUCACUCACUCACUCAGUCACUCAGUCACUCAGUCACUCAUUCACUCACUCACUCACUCAGUCACUCACCCAUCCACUCACUCACCCACCCACUCAGUCACUCACUCACUCAGUCACUCAGUCACUCACUCACUCACCCACUCAGUCACUCAUUCACCCACUCAGUCACUCAUUCACUCACUCAUUCACUCAGUCACUCACUCAGUCACUCAGUCACUCAGUCACUCACCCACUCAUUCACUAGGGCUUCCAGCAGCACAGCCCCCUGCAGGGCCUCUGAUCUCUGAGGGUCCUGUGUGGGCAAGUUCUCACCCCCGCCCCCCGAGCUUCAGUUUCCUGAUCUGUGAGCUGGGCACAGAGGAGGCUCAGUGAAGGGGGCCCCAGGGUCCCACGACCACUCAGCUCAGAUCUCCAUGGGGCCCUCUAGUCAGCCAGGGAUCCUGUGGUUGGGAGGUCCGUGGCCCCAUCGAGGCCUCAGCGGUGGACGGAUAGGCCCAGCUGUAGUACCAAGCCCCUGGCCUGGGCCCAGCCCCAUGCCAGCCACUGAGGAGACAGAAGUUGUGGCUGAAUCCCCACCCCAGGGCUUCUGCUCUGAAAAUGAUGGUUCCCAGGCAUCUCCCAGACCCACCGUUUCAGACUCUUCCCCCACCAAGCCCCAGGGCACUCCACGUCCCUGGGCUGGGGGCUCGGGCUCUUCACUGUGCUCCUUUUCUCCUGCUUGCCUGAGCCACAGGAGGCCAGUGAGAGCAGAGUCUGCAGGGUGGGGUCUUUCUCACAAGCCUCCUGGGCAUCAGGAUUAGGAGUGCUGGGCUCACCCUGUGGAGCGCAGCAAAAGAAGCAUUUGCUUGGGCUUAAACAGUCCAGGAAGGCUGCCUGGAGGAGGAGGCAGGUGAGCCAGUGGGAGGCAGAGCCUGAGCAAGGGAGAGUUCAGGAGUAAGUGGUCUCCCCAGGGACAUGAGGGGCCCAGGGUGGCUGGAGAGGAGAAGGGCAGGUACUGGGGGAGCAGCAGGGGAGUAAGAAGGUGGGUCAGGGGCUUGAGGAAUUUGAGUGUCCAUGGAGGGGCUGAGUAGGGGUCUGUGGGGAGGCAGAGGGGAGGUGCCUUGGGGCCCCUGUGCUCAGGAGCCUGCCAUGGUUCCUGGGUCCUGGUGGCAGGGAGCACCCCUUCCUGAGGGUCCUCUUGGCCACCCUGGGCAUCCCCAGCCCUGCUUGCCCCUCCCUGCAGCACUGGGCACUCUGAGAGUCUCUACGUGGUGUUGCCCUGUGCUCAGGACUCCUCCUUUCAGGGCAGUCGGGUGGCACAGGGCAGGAGGCGUCUGGGUGAGAGUGCAAAAGAUGAACUGUAGCUCUAAUCAUCUAAAGGGGUUUUGGCACAUGCUGCUGAGUCCCUCCCUCCCAGCACCCAGCACCCAGCACCCACCUUCACCUGCCCUCCCAUGGGGCACUGCCCCUGCCCUGCCCCAGAUCCCCACCAGGCUCAGCCUGUCCCUAUCCGUGCUAAAGUGUUAGCAGCCACAGCAUCUCCUGGUAACAAAGAUCCCCACACCUUAACCCAAAGGACAGAAGAUAAGCUCCCUCCCACUAGGGGCAUGGUCCCCCUACCUUCCCCCCACCCAUGCCGUGGCUGCCCAGCUUGGAAGUGGUGAUAGCUGGAGAGAGGACCCCUGGGACCCUGAUUCAGAAGAGGCUGCAGCGCCUCUGGGAAGACCCUCUUAACCCACAGCAGCUCUCCCAGGAAGCCUUAAGUGCCCUGACAGAGGGAAGCCCAGAGCCAGGCGGAGGAUGGGGCGAGGAGAGCCUGCGCCUCGGCCUCCCCUUCCCGUUGCUGUUACUACCACGAGGGGGCACAGGGAGAGGCCACCCACCAUGUGGAGCCUCGGGGGGCCCAGGUUGUGAACCCAGAGGCUGCGUGGCGAUCAUUGGGUGAAGAGUGGAUGCCAGCGCUUCCCCAGGUGGCACAGCACAGCCAUGAGGGUGCCGGGGCAGAUGCCCAUGGUCCUGGGCUGGACUCCAGCUCUGCCGUGAGCUAGGACCUGGGAUAAUGCAGAAGUCAGCACUCAGGGCCCUGCCCCAAGCACCAAGGCUGGCCCCAUCAGGGGGCCCAGGAGGGAGGAGGCCUGGGGGGAGGCAGAGGCUGCCUUCCUUGGCUUCUGGCCUUGGCAGCCAGGCCAGUGUCCCUCCUGGCCCAGAGCGGGGCCCAGGCCCUGGACCUCUGCCUCUCCAAAAUGGACAUCAACCGUCGCCGCUACCCAGCCCAUCUGGCCCGCAGCUCUUCCCGCAAGUAUACAGAAUUGCCCCACGGGACCAUCUCUGAAGACCAGGCUAUGGGGCCCUCAGAUCUUCCCUGUGACUCCACGGGCCAGGCCUCAACCUAGAAAGAUGGCCAUAGGACUUGCAACUUAGGGUAGUGUCUGAAGAACAGAGGGUGGCUUGACUCUGGAGCCUUUUUCUAGUCUUUUCUGAAGAGCUCCCUGCCCACUCUGUCCACACCCCUGAGCCUUCAGGGGAGGACCAUGGCCCGAAUCAUCCGCAGGCUUUGACACUCCUUGUUGUUUAAGGUUAAGGAACCAGCAUCAUUCAUGCCUAGCCGCCCAGCUCCUUCUCUGUCCCACCCUGGCCUAGUCUGAGCCCCUCCACCAACAGGUAGGUGCCACCCUCCUAUCACUCUGGAGGUGUCCAGGGCAUGGCACUGCCUCAACCUGUUCUGCUCUCCACUCCAAGCCUCUCCUCUCACCUCUCUGAACCUCUCAUCUCCUCUCCCCACCAAGUCUCUCCUCUCUCUCCUCCCUCUGAGGCUCUUCCCCCUCCUCUCCUCCCUCCAAACCUCCCCCCACUCUCUCCCCAUUCUGAGCCUCUCCUCCCUCCCCCACCUCGGAGCCUCCCCCCACUCCUCUCCUCCCUCUGAGCCUCUCCUCCCCUCCUCCCUGAGGCUGGGGGCUGUCUCUCUGGAGGAGGAGGAAGAUGAUUGGGAGAGAAGGACUUUAGGGGCAGAUGUCUGCCAGGCACUGCUGGGAGCCCUGGCUGAACCCAGCUUGUGCAGGAGCCUCCAGCCGCCCUGGAGUUCAGGGUCCUUAGGUCAUUGUCCCCAUUUGACUGGCCAAGGAAGCCAAGGCGUUAUUAAUCUGCCAGGGACCCACAGCCUCCUGAGCUUGGGGACCAUGGCCCUAGCAACCCUUGUGUGCCCCUGGUUACCCACCCUGCAUGCCCACCAGCCGGGAGACUAGGGACGGGGAGGCUACCCAGCGCUGGUGUUGGCUCUGCCCUCACCAUUGUGGGACUUUCAGAAGACCCCAUCUCCCAUGGACCAUGACCAGCAGAAGGGCACCCCUCCUCCUCCGCAGGAGCUGCCAGGCCAGAACAGCCCCCAGCCUCCAGCACACCAGGACCCGGGAGCAGUGAGAGGGCAGAGCCAGGCUGCUUCUCCAGGGUCUGGUGGGGGCCGCUGGUGCCAGUGGCAGGAGGAAGAUCCAGGCUGCGGGGCUCAGAGAGGGAUGAGGGACAGGGCGUGGGUGGCUUUACCCCCAAAUCAGAGAUGCUCACCUGACAGGAGGCCCUGCACCCGCCCGGGCUCUGCCACCUCAGCCUCAGACGCCACACUGUCUAGAUGCUCCGCCCGGGCUGCACCCAGAGCCUCCUGGGGUCUGCUUCCGCCUCCAGGAGCCAUCUGGCUCCUCUCUUCCCCUGGUGGGGGCAUGGGAGAGCAUGCCGGGGAGGACUGCCGGUCGGGCAGCCAGGCAGAGCAGGGUGUGGUGGGCUGUGGCCCCAAGCAGGUUGACCAGAAGGGCGGCCGCGUGGGCUCUGCAGGAGACCCCCUAGGACACAGGUGGGCUCUGCAGGAGACCCCUAGGAUGCAGGUCACACUCAGGGGCAGGGCUGGGGUGCAGGUGUGGGGGGCAGAGGUGGAGGAUCGAACAUAAGGCCUGGGGGCAUCUGGGGGUCUCGAAUGAAGGGUGCCCUCCCCUACCUGCCUGGUCAGACCUUCGUGCCCGUUCCCCACGCACACUUUCACACAGGCUGUUAGCCAACAGUGGUGCCAACAGCAGUGCCAGUGGUGAUGCCAAUGGCAAUUUUUUAACCCUGGCUACAUUUUUUAAGUAAAAUUCUUGGAUUCAGACAACAUGAUUCUCCUUAAAGUAAGAAAGUCUGCUCAUGGCCGGGAGGAAUAAUUACUGUUUGGUAGUGAGUUUCAGUGUCACCCCAAUAAAUCAUGGGGUGCUGCGUGGCAUGGAGGCAAACCCAGAUCAACAAACAAGAGAACACAGGGCUGCUCCAUCCACAGUCACCACCCCUCCUCCCCUCCAGGCUUCUCGCUGAGCCCCUCACUUUCUGCCUGGAGGUCCCCCAGCCCCACAGCCCUUCCCUUUCUCCGGGGUCUUUGUUACAUUAACCACCAGCCCGACUGGCUUCUCUUUGGUUUCUCUCGGCUUUCAGCACACCCAGGGCUCUCCACAACCAAGACCCAGUGCAGGGGAGUUGCCCAGCAAGUGGGAGUGGCCUGAGGUCCCCGAGGCCUUACCAGUUCUGCCUCUCUCUAGGGAUCCCUAGGUUCAGUGCCAAGGAGGGAAGAGUGGGAGCAUCCAGGGAACAAGGUCGGCCUCCUCCCAGGCUCAGCAGGUGGGCGCAUCGGGAAGGCUCGUGGGGACUGGGGACAUACCCAGUGUCCUCCGUAAACACACAGUGGGGUUCUCAGCCACACGAAUGCCAGCGUUUAAAGAACUAAAAACAGCCAGGGGCGUUGGCUCAUGCCUGUCCUCCCAGCACUUUGGGAGGCUGAGGCGGGAGGAUCACUUGAAGGAGUUUUUGAGACCAGCCUGGCCAACAUGGUGAAACUCUGUCUCUACUAAAAAUAUAAAAAUUAGCCGGGCAUGGUGGCAGGCACCUGUAGACUGAACUACUGGGGAGGCUGAGGCAGGAGAAUUGCUUGAACCCAGGAGGCAGAGGCUGCAGUGAGCCAAGAUCACACCACUGCACUCCAGCCUGGGUGACAGAAUGAGAACUCCAUGAAGAAGAAAGAAAGAGAGAAAGGAAGAGAGAGAGAGAAAAAGAACGAAAAAAAAGAAAGAAAGGAUGAAAACCCAGCUACCAUCUGCUUCUGAGCUGAUGAGGAUGCCCCCACAGGAGGACACCCCCAUGAAAGAGCACCCACCACAGGAGGACAUCCCCAUGCGAGGAUGAGAGAACACCCCCACAGGAGGACCCACAAGGGCUGACAGCCUCCAGAAGUACCUUCUGCACCAAGGGUAUCCCUGCCUCAUCCACCUGUUGCCUCCCUACCUUUGCCUCCAUCUCGCAUACCAGGGUGCCUCAGGGCCCCCACCCAGCCACAAGCCACCGGGGCAGAGCCAGGGCCUUGUCGACAGCCAAAUGCUGUCCUCUGGGGAACAAAGAGGAAAGCCCCUUUCCCAACCACCAGCCUUCAGCACUCCCGCUGCCACAGCCCCUGUGUCUCCUGGGCAGGCAGACACAGAACCACUGGGAAACCUAUUCCAGACCAGCUUCCCAGACCCCAGCUGAGCCCCAGGCGAUCAGAAGCUGUGGUGGCCUGGGAAUCUGCAUGUUAAUAACCUCUCCAGGAGAGUCAGAUGCACCCUGGGGUGGGAGAGCUACCUCCCUAUACCUUCUCCAUCAUUCCGUCCCUUCAUUCAUUCAUUCAUCUGUUCAGUGCUCCUCCAGACCUGGCUGACUUGGCAUCCCCUGGCUGGGCACAGAAAGGAGGGUGUGGGGCUCUGCUGCCCCAGCCCCUGCAGGGAAUUCUCACAAUCCCCGUUCACUCAGGGCAUUGGGGAUCACUGUGCCUCAACCCGAGGUUCACUGACAUUGACGAGAACAUGGUAAGAAUGGAAAUAUGGUCGUGGAAUUCCAGCCCAGUCAUGGAGUGGGAGAUGUGGGGACACUGGCCAGGCAGCCUGCCCCAGGCACCCUUGAAUGCCAGUCCCACAGCCACUGUCCCAUGAAGCCAGAACCCCUGUCAAGCCCCUCCCCACCCAGCAGGUCUGCUGAGCUCCACCCCGUUCCAGCACAGAGACAGACGCCUGUGGGCUAUGAGACCCCCACAGGAGGACAAUACCAGCCCGUUGUCUUUGCUAGGUAACAGAGAGCUCUGGAAGAGAAUUCUAUGCACUCUAAAUACCUUUGAAGGAAGAAAAACCAGCCACAGCCACUGAGACCUGAGCUUCCUGUACAGAAAAGGGUCCCUCCCGCCUCCUCCCCUCUCCCAGCUCCCCUACUCACUGCAAUUAUGACUGGAAUUCCAGAUUUUAUCAGAGUGCCAUGGAAACCACGGCCAGGCUGAAUUUAUGAAAUGAAUGACGCCAAGCAGAGAGAGAACCAGUGAGGGGAAGGCAGGGAGCCAAGGCAGGGCAUCGAGUGCAAGGCGGACGAGGAGGAACUGGCACUCGCCCAGCACCUGCAGCACACGAUGAAUGGGCCCUCCCCAGCACAUAUGCACAUACAUGUACCCACACACACAGCACAUGCACAUGCAUGCACCCACACACACAGCACAUGCACAUGCAUGCACCCACACAGAGAACACACACAUGCACAUGCAUGCACCCACCCACACAGCCUGCACACAUGCACACACAUCACACACAUGCACACAGCACACACAUGCACAUGCAUGCACCACACGUGCACACAGCAUGUACACAUGCACAUACAUGCACCCCACGCACAUGCACACAGCACAUACACAUUCACAUACACACACCCCACGCACACGAAUGCAGCAUGCACACAUGCAAGCACAUGCACACCCAUGCACACACAUCAUGCACAUGUGCCACCAUGUGCUUACACACACAACACACUCGUGCACACACACAACACACUCGUGCACACACACAUGCACCCUUGUGCACAUACAUGCACCCAUGUGUACAUGCAUCAUGGCGACAUCCACACAUUGACACUCAGCACGCACACACAGGCACAAGGGCAUAUACACAUUGCCUGCACGCGCACACAGGCAUGGCAGGUAAACAUGAAUGUGCACACACGCACAAAAGUGCUUACACUGGGGCACACUCAGCCUGCACAGGGCCUCCCAUCUCAAAAGGAAGGGCUCGUUCCUUGGGUCUGUGAGACCUGCUGCUUCUCAUCCUACCAGGACAACUAACCAGGUGACUAGCAGAGCCACUGGGGACCCCCCCAGCCAGGCCCAGAACCCCAGCCAAUUACCCAGGGCCUGGGGCAAGGCCCUGUCAGCUCAACCCUCACCACCUGACCUGGUUCAAGACCCAUGGCCACCGAGGGUCAGUCUGCAGCUGGUCAAAGGGGCAGGCACUGGGGUCCUGAGAAGGGGUCAGAGCCUCCCUCACUGCAGGCACUGGGGCCCUCAGGGUCAGCAGCUGUGUCUAGAGCUCACUGGACAAAGGCCAGGCCAGGAACACUUCAGAAAGCACCUGCCUCCCACCCACUCCCAGUCGGUCCCCCACCCCAGGCACCACGCAGCACUGAGGUCUCAUCUCGGGCCCCAGUGCCAGUUCUGUCAGGAUGGGGCAGAACCCUGGGGAAGGGGGGUCCUGUGGCUGGGCCUCCAUGCUGCCAGUACAGCAGAUGACUGCCAGGAAAGGACACUGGUAGCAAUCUGGGGCUCUGCCCAGGGCGCUCUCCCUGGGUUUGGGGAGACUGGAUGCCGGGCACUUGUACCCUCACACUGGCGGCAAUGCCAGACUCUGCCCAGGGCUCUCUGCCUGGGCCAGGGCAGGCUGGGUGCUGGGCAGUUGACAUCUCUGGAGCGGCCCUCGUUUGUCCUCCCCACAGGCAGGAGUUGGAUAAAUACCCAGCCUCCUCCCCACCCCAGGAGAGUCACUGGAGAGUGCCCAGCAGGGGCACUAGGCCAUCAGCCCUCACUGGUACCCCCUUCCCCACUCCCUGCCUUCCCGGGUCACCUCCAAAAUAAAUGAACGGCUUCCAUGUCAA